Messenger RNA from Pochonia chlamydosporia 170, 243 nucleotides. RefSeq lists its product as hypothetical. The transcript has a single exon. The record is from RefSeq and is a predicted model, not a curated record. NCBI's taxonomy places the organism in Eukaryota, Fungi, Ascomycota, Sordariomycetes, Hypocreales, Clavicipitaceae. Bases 1 to 243 code for a protein of 80 amino acids.
AUGCACUUUUUUGGUACUCACUGCCGGGGCACCGGAGACGUCGAGUCAGUGGCCAUAUUGCAGACAUCAAUUGAUGUCAAACUGAAAUUCCAUCUGCCCUGCCAAGGGCCUUGCCGGUCCGACGAUGCGCACAUGGAGUCAUCAAAUGGAGACUGGCGGCCAUGUUCUCGGUCAAACAGUGACAUGGAUCGAUCCACCGAUAGCAAUGCCGAUGGGAUGACAUGUUGGAUGGGAGUGGUAUGA